Molecule: messenger RNA, 1275 nt
Organism: Closterium sp. NIES-65
Lineage: Eukaryota; Viridiplantae; Streptophyta; Zygnematophyceae; Desmidiales; Closteriaceae
Source: the annotation of a GenBank genome assembly
AUGAAGCUCGAUGCCGAGUCCAGCAAGGAGGGCGACAACGCCACAGGAACACAACCUGUGCAAUCCACAACGGUGCACACGCUCCUCGGGCGCAUAAAGGCAUGCCAGAUGGCGGCGAGAGUGGAGGCGACGAUAUACCGGGAGACGGAGCUGAGCAUCAUGCGUGAGAUAUCGGUGGUCAGGUCGGAGGUGCGGUUCAUGAUCCGCACCAAGAACGAGCGGGACCUCAAGAACUGCACCGAUCGGCGUUGCGGAACCAUUGGCGAUACCUACACCGCAGAACAGUUCCGCCAGAUCAUGUUCAGGGUGCUGCCGACGUGGGCGGCUAAGGCUUGGAACCCGCGGGGUACGGGCCCGUCGCAGACGCUGUGGCGGUUUCUGCUGUUGAAGGUGCUCACGCUACUCUCCCACCAUUCUCUCCUGCGCGGGGCAAGCAUCCGCGAGAUCACGCUCCCCGACAUAUUCUUGUACCGACUGGCGAGCACCUCGUCGGUGAACCCGGAGAACCAGCCGGUCGUCAUGGCCGGUUACUCUGGUUACAAGCAGGACUACUUCUUGGGCCGGAGCAGGGUGGAGCCCUCCGAUAAGCUCUUGAAGCUCCUCGCCGAGCACAUCUUCCCCGGCGUCGACGACAUGCUGAAGACGGCGGAAGGGAAGGCUGCCGAGGGGUCCGACGCCGACAAAGCCGCGGUGCACUUCUGGCGCACACUCGCGAUGCUGCGCCGCAUCGUCGCCGAGGACCUAGCGGUGAAGCUGGUCCGCACACCAUGGCACCGGAUCGCCGAGCCAGGGUUCAUCGACCGCCACACCCUCCUCGCCGGCGCGACGCAGGGUGCACUCAACAAGAGGGUGCGCCGCAUGCUGAAGGUCAUCGAUGCGGUGCGCCAGCUACGCGCGAGCGACGGCGAAGCCGACAGCGAGGCCGUGGUCGACACACUGCACAGGAUCGCGGCAUCGGGCAUCGGGACCUUCGCCGAUGCCCUCACGGUGCUCAAACCGGGAACGGCACCGAUGUUGUCCAAAGAGGCUGGCAUGGGAGUCAAGGGGCUGGGCCCCAAGGUGGUCUCGAAGCUACGCCUCGCCUGUGUGCUUGUGGCGCUCAACCUGAAGCAGAGUGAUUGGGUCGAAACCCUGUUUCCAAACACGUGGGAGGAGCAGAUGCCGAAGACCAAGGCCGACCUGGCGAAGCCGACGGCACCGGCCAAGUCGACAGCACCGGCCAAGCCGACCGCUCCGGUGCACCGUCCUCCGACCAAGCGGAAGAAGUCGGCAUGA